This is a messenger RNA of Labrus mixtus (cuckoo wrasse), 2888 nucleotides long. RefSeq names its product potassium voltage-gated channel subfamily G member 3-like. Gene Ontology annotation, biological process: protein homooligomerization; potassium ion transmembrane transport. The record is from RefSeq and is a predicted model, not a curated record. Bases 1289 to 2509 code for a protein of 406 amino acids. Lineage: Eukaryota; Metazoa; Chordata; Actinopteri; Labriformes; Labridae. Gene Ontology annotation, molecular function: delayed rectifier potassium channel activity. Gene Ontology annotation, cellular component: membrane; voltage-gated potassium channel complex. The transcript has 3 exons.
UUUACCAUUCUGUACAUACACACUUUUGGUACCUCAUACAGCAGAGCUUACAAACAAAUCUGCACUAUUCCUUUAAAUAUUCCUACAUAAGAAGAACCAGCAAAAUAAGUUUUUCUUCUUUGGUAUAAGCUUCCACUAUAUACAGUUCUAAGAAACAGCUUGGUUCAAAUUGUCUUUCUCUUUUUUAGUCUCUUUUUGGUCUUUUAUAUCCUCACUGGCUGCAAAAAAUACUGAACUGGUUGAUCUCUGAUCUUCCGAUCUUGCUACAUGUAUUGUUUUGGUUUCUGUCUGUGUAGAUAUUGAAAUGUAAAGUUAUGUCCUGUUUAUUUUACCCAGCAAGAGAUUUGAACAUGUCGCUUCCCACCCACCACACAGCUUUAUUCACAGUUACCUCAUUUAUAGAUAACGAUUUAAAUAUGAUUUCAAACACACUGCAUCACUGUGCUGUUCAAACUUGAAAUCGAAUUAAGGAUGACCAUCUGCGGUUUCAAAUUCACCCAACAGGGGGAGUCAUUCCAUCACAAAAAACUGCAGAGUUAAUGAAUAAAUAAAGUCAUAUUCAUUAUUUAUAGCUGCUUUUGAUGUUCAGUGAAACAUUAAAUUAAAAUGAAACAGAUAUAAUGUUUGAUUGUGGUUGAUGAAGAUCUGAAGGAAGGAGGAGGAAAAUAUGACAGAAAAUAAAAGGAGGAAAGGAAUGAUGUAAACGAGGGAAGAGGAGGAGAUGUUUCUCUUCAGUUGUGAGACACGGAGGAGGUUUGUGGAGGAUCACAUUCUCUCCGGCUCAGACUAAGAGCUGCUUGAAUCAUCGCUCUGAUCCUCCUCCUCUCAGACAGAAAGAGGAGGAGGAGGAGGAAGAGGAGGAUGUGCGACUGCUUUUCAGUCCCAGAUUCUAUAACGACAAGAAACAACCCAGAAGUCAAGGAGAACACACAUCCGUUCCUCAGGACGGCUAGAAGAUGCGGGAUGCUGACAUUUGCUCUGAAUAUUUUGGAAGAAGAUGAGUUCUUCAUAAGAAGAUGAUUUAGAAUUUGGAAGUAUCAGUUGCUUUUAUUUCUGACAGAAUUUUUUUAUUUGGAUGCUGAUUCAUCAAAAAGACUGUUGACCAUUGGACACAGAUACUGGGGUUUUGCUGCAGGACAAUGUUGUAGCUUCAGCUUUUUCACCAAAAGAAAAUGGAGUCUGAAAGAAUUUCUGGACAAAAAUAAAAUGAAGUUUGGAAACAGUUUGAACUUUUUAACAUGCAGAUGACAAAGUUGGGAACCAGGUUUGCUAUUUGAAGGUAACAAAGAUGAAGUUUGGAGGCAGUUUGUGCACCCUGAACGUUGGCGGCCGCAAGUUUUCCUUCUCAGCAGAGCUGAUGAAGCGCCUCCCUCUCAGCAGACUUAGCCGACUGCAUCGCUGUGUGUCGGAGAGCGAGCUACUGGAGCUCUGUGACGACUAUGACCAUGACAGGAAUGAGUUUUUCUUUGACCGGCACUCUGAGGCCUUCAGCUUUAUUAUGCUGUAUUUGCAGCAUGGGAAGCUACGCUUCGUGCCUCACAUGUGCGAGCUGUCCUUCUACAACGAGAUGCUGUACUGGGGCCUGGAGAGUGGUGACCUGCAGCCCUGCUGCCAGCGACGCCUCGAUGACCGCCUGUCUGACUGUUUUGUCCACUUCUUUCCUGAGGAGGAGCCACGGGGCCCUGAGGAGCCCGAGAACCACUGGUUGGAAAGGAUGAGAAGGACCUUUGAGGAGCCCACAUCUUCACUGGUGGCACAGAUCCUUGCCUCUGUGUCCAUGCUCUUCGUGGUCAUCUCCAUGGUGAUGCUGUGUGCUAGCACCUUACCAGACUGGAAAACCCCCGAGACCCUGGACCAGCACAGGAUCAUUGAAGCGGUGUGUAUCGGUUGGUUCACAGCUGAGUGUAUCAUCCGUUUCCUUGUCUCUAAAGAUAAAUGUGAGUUUGUCCGUCGUCCUCUGAACAUCAUCGACCUGCUGGCCAUCACACCGUACUACAUCUCUGUUACUGUGACAAAUCUAACAGGGGAGAACUCACAGUUGCAGCGGGCCGGAGUUACUCUGCGCGUCCUUCGCAUUUUGCGUAUCUUCUGGGUGAUCAAGCUUGCACGUCACUUCUUGGGUUUGCAGACACUUGGCCUGACGCUGCGACGCUGCUACCGUGAGAUGAUGAUGCUGCUGAUUUUUGUUUUUGUUGCAAUGGCAAUCUUCAGCGCACUGGCACAGCUGCUGGAGCACGGCUUGGACCUGGAGUCUGGAAACCAGGCCUAUGCCAGCAUCCCUGCUGCCUCCUGGUGGGUGAUCAUCUCCAUGACAACUGUUGGGUACGGGGACAUGUACCCAGUGACCGUUGCAGGACGCGUGCUGGGUGGCCUCUGCGUAGUGAGUGGCAUCGUGCUGCUGGCACUGCCCAUUACCUUCAUCUACCACAGCUUUAUCCAAUGCUACCAUGAGCUCAAGGUGCGCUCUGCCCGCUGCACCCAUAGCCUGUCUGCUGAGUUCAUCCACUGAAAGCUGCUGAGAUGUAGAAGUAACAUGGAGUUUAACCUCCAGAGACAGAGGCAAUAUGGAGGAAAACGCCUGACUGCUGUGAUGGAGGAGCAACAUGGAGUUCAUUGACUCAAUGGAUUUUGAAGCAUCCUGAAGAUCUCAAUGUCUAACAAACUCCAAAACCAAAACAAAAAAGCUCCACAUCAGGUCCAACAAAGACUUUUAAAACUUUUGUUUUGACAUCUGAGGAGCUUGUAUGUUUGAUCCAUUCUGCUCAGGAUUGUUUUAGUGGUAGAUGUCUUAGUUUGAAUUUCUAAAUAGCUUCCUCUGAAGUCAGAGGACUAUUAUCUGACAGGAGCUAUUGGCGAACGAUGUUGAGCACAAUUCCUUAAAGGAGUUA